UCCACAAAUCCAUCUGAUCCGUCUGCACCAAAAAUGGCCUCUAUCAGCCCCGUCAGAGUCGUCGGCACUGUUGCCGCCCUAGCUGCCACCGGUUUCCUCGGUUACGCCGUCUACUUCGACUACCAGCGAAGGAACUCGGCUACCUUCAGAAAAAGCCUUAAGAAGCAAGAGAAGAAGCUUGCUGCUGUUGCCGAGGCUGACGCCAAGCAGCAAAAGGAGAAGGACAACCUCGCUCUCAGGGAAGGUUUCCUUAGGACCCAGUUGGAGCCCGUUCCCAGCUCUCCCGACCAGCAAGAGGCCUACUUUGCUGAACAGGCCAACAGCGGUGAACUCGCCAUUGCCAAGGGUCCCGAGCACUACGUCGAGGCAGCUUUGCACUUCUUCAAAGCUUUGAGAGUCUACCACUCUCCUGGAGAGCUGCUUGCUGUCUAUCAGCGAGUCUGCCCUCCCGAGGUCCUCGAGAUGGUUGUUCGCUUGAUCGGUCUUUCUCAGGGCGUCGCCUCCUCUCUUGAAACUCCUGAGCGUGAGCCCGCCAGCGUCAACGACAUUGACGACACUCCUUCUGCCUCCGCACAGGCCAAGGCCGUGGAAGAGGGCAAGGCCGCCGCUACUGCCGCUGUAGCUGAGGCUGUUGCCGAGAGCGAGAAGGAGAAGGGGGAAGAGAAGAAGGAAGAGGAGGAGGAGGUUUCGAGCCCCAAGACUGCCAGCCAGGGGAGCGGUGCCGAAUGGGAGAACGUGAACGAGAAGCCCGAGGAAGAGUCUGCCUAAGUAUGAAUGGAGACUGCGAGAGCGAAUGUUGCGAUGAUGGGUAUCAGAAGACAGGGGGACAAGCAUUACGAUCUUUUAGUCUGCUUUGAGUUUGUAUAUCCAAGCAAGUACAAUUGGGGAGGUCCAUAGACAAUCGCGGAGCUACGAUCGGGUUUACAGAGUUUGCGCAUCACAUCUCAUAUCAUAUGAAUAACCUGUAGCCUUU
This is a messenger RNA of Cryptococcus amylolentus CBS 6039, 973 nucleotides long. RefSeq lists its product as hypothetical. Gene Ontology annotation, cellular component: mitochondrial outer membrane translocase complex; mitochondrial outer membrane. Gene Ontology annotation, biological process: tRNA import into mitochondrion; protein import into mitochondrial matrix; protein targeting. Gene Ontology annotation, molecular function: transmembrane protein transporter activity. Bases 34 to 768 code for a protein of 244 amino acids. The record is from RefSeq and is a predicted model, not a curated record. NCBI's taxonomy places the organism in Eukaryota, Fungi, Basidiomycota, Tremellomycetes, Tremellales, Cryptococcaceae. The transcript is spliced from 4 exons.